ACAACAACACAGGCUUCGACCACUAGAAAAAAAGUCCACUCAUUGGCUAAUUUAGAACUCGACCCCAACCAUCCUUUUUUGUAGACUUUAAUCAGUCCCGCAGAUGGAUGUUCUGUUUCCGUCUCUUUGCUUACGUUAGUUAUUGGGUGUUUUCAAGUGUUGCUGUAAAAUAGACCUUUACUCCCAUUGCAUUAGUCAAUGUGUAAAAGGUCACUCCAGUGGAAGUUUAAAACACUACAGAUAAAGAAGGACGUGGAGGGAAGGCUUUGUUUAGCAUGGACACAAGGGAAGUCUCAAACCAACAAAAACCUGCCACUGAGAACUUUUGUGCUGAGGCUCUGGGAAGCUACCCAGUAGAAAGCAGUGGUGGAGGUGUGCCAGCCAAAGUCAAGAAGAGCAGGAGCACCUCAAGCAAAGAUACAGUCAAAAAAGUGGAAGCGAGGAAAACGUUGAGUCUUGAGGCUGCUCAGCUGGAGAUUCAAGAGCAGCACAAAACCCUCACCAGACAGUUGGCCAUCAGAUCGCAGACCUUUGACGUCGACUGUAGAAGCUUCGAAAGGACUCAGGGAAGCGGCAGCCAAAGUAGUUUUAUAAAGCACAAUGUGACAUUCCACAAAUUGUUUCCAGACAUUCCAGAAAGUGAAGACUUGAUACAUGCAUACAUCUGUGCCCUACAAAAGGAAGUGCCCUACCAUGGUCGACUCUACAUUACCAAUAGCCAUGCCUGCUUCCACUCCUCUGUUCUACUCAAGGACACCAAGGUAGUGAUCCCCGUCUCCUGCAUUCACAUUGUCAAAAAGCAGAACACUGCUUUGUUGGUACCAAACGCCUUGUCAAUCCGAACCACAGAGGGAGAAAAGUUCUUGUUUGUCUCGUUACGGAACCGAGAAGCAUGUUAUCAGUUGCUGCACUCUGUGUGUCCUCAGCUUGAGGACCGCAGCACCAACAGUAGCCCAGUCAUCUCAUCAGCUGAGCAUAGCUUUGAUAAGAACAAACUUGUGAACUCCAGCCAGUCCAGUCUAGAUGGCAGCUUUGAACAAUUCGAUGGUUCUGAGUCGCAGUCAUUACAGGACAAACCUCUGUACAUUACUCACAAAGAAACUGCACUGCCUAAUGGAAAAGGAUCCACUUUCAAGAGCCUUCAUGAGCAGCAAAGUGAGAGCUCAUCUUCGGAGGAGGAGCUGUCAGUUUCAGUUGCAGGUGGCUCGUGGAUUUGGAAUGUGACGGAGAAGGCCAAGUCUCUGCUGGUUCAGAGAGAGGCCAGCACACUCAACACGCUGCUCUUCAUUUACUUGAUUCUGGUGGUGGUGCUGCUGCUUUCCUCGGGCUACAUUGGGUUACGUAUUGUGGCCCUGGAGGAACAGCUUACGUCACUCGGCGCACUGCCCGAGUUCACCCUACAAAGCGGAUACCGCCAAGACACAUAACAGUCAGUGACGAGUGGAGAGGUAGAAGACUGCCUUGGAGGAUCACUUCCAGCCGAAGACAUUUCACAUGCUUGGACCGUGCGACCUAAACGUUGUCACGGCGAGAGAAAAGUGGCUAACCUGUGCAAUUUCAGAGACAACUUUUUAAUUUCAAGGGCUAAGCCUGCAGUAGUAAAAAAAAAAAAAAAGAUGCCACCAAUUGGUCGGAGAGCUGAGCCAAAACACAUGUUCUAUACAUCCUGCCUGGCUGCAGCGAGUCUUGCUAGUAUGUGGACCAAAGCCAAACCCAGAAGACACGUGAACGACUGUCCCACAUCAUCAUCCUCUCCUUCAGCAUGCUGUCAUAAUAGGGCUAUGUUCCAAUCAGCAUUAACCUUAUGCAGUGCUCACCAACGCGCCGCAGCUGCCAGCCAAAGAUGUGCACGUCCCUCUGCAUGACUUUCACCCUGACCCCUUCAUCUUUGUGGCAGAAUGAACAUCUGUCUUCUUGGAAACUUGGGUACCUCUCAUUUGAAUGUCAUCCCCUCAUGACCAGUUGUGGGCUGAAAUGAUGAAAAUGAUUAUUAUGAUGAUCAGCCCACAAAGGCUUUCUUUGGCUAUCUCAAGCUCUAUUUCUUUAGAUCUUCCUCAUCUUUGAAGUGAUUUAACAAGUUUAAUGAUCAAUGAGCAGAGGAUGUCCUGCUAAUCAAUGCUUACAUAUUUGACUGCAAAGUAGGACAACAUGUUGUCAGGAGAGGAAGUGGUCACACUUUGUUUUUGGGCAAAGUAGCAUUCCUACAUUUGUAGUCAAGUUUCAGGGGGUUUUUUUUGUUUGUUUAAGUCAAACCAAUGAUAUAUUGUUCAUCUUCAUGUGUCCACUUUUAGGACACCUGACUGACUACAUAUUAAGGUCCAUGUUUCAACAGAAGUAGCUCCACUGAAUUUCAACUGCCACAAAUUAGUAUUAUGCAUGGCAAAAAUUUUAGUUCUGGGUGCCGUUUUUAAACAUCAAACUUGUAGGGUAAGAAACUAUUGUAAUAAGAUUUAAAACAGGAAAAAAAAAGAUAUGAAUGAAAAGAGCGAGUGCACUUUACCGAAUGCGUUGUGCCUGUCACAAUCCAAGACACCGUCUUUGGAUUUUGUAGAAAUGGCAAAAAAAAGUCAUUUCGCUUGUUUGUCUGACGGUGCUAAGACUUUUCAUUGUUUGUUUCUAAUUAGUGUUUUCACUCAGGGGUGGUGGGUACAACCCACCAGGUGGAUAUUCCUUUGUCAUUUCAAAGUCUAGUGCUCGGCAUUGGGCUUCACGUUUUGGCUUGGGUGCUUGUCUGCAGUUCCUUUGAGAAAGAGCUAGGUGGAUCACAAUCUGACUUGCUUUAGUGCUUGACUUAAUUAUUUCUCUACAAAAGCAUCUUCCACUUGCCUGACGAUGCUUAGCCACACCAUAGCUCACACUCUGUUGUGAGAGCACCCCAUUGCCAACUCGGAGCAGUGUUUAAACUGCAUCACAAGUUUUGCUGCAUUAGACACGCAGUACUGUCGGUUUCCCACCAGGGGGUAGCACACGCACAGAUAUACUGCCCUCAAGCGGCCCGAUGCAAAAAUCCUAAUGAGGGCAGUGUUUGUGUGGUUUUGCACUAUACAAAGUGUAAAUUUUGUAACAAUUGUUAAUGUCUUUAAUUACACUAUGGCCCUAUAAAUAAAUAUAUAUAUAUUUAUUUGCAUUCUAUGUAAUCCAAAGUAGUCUCUGUGAGAUGACUUUGCUAUUGUUGAAAAUAAACGUUGUGAAAAAUU
Corythoichthys intestinalis (scribbled pipefish) is the source of this 3197-nucleotide messenger RNA. RefSeq names its product GRAM domain-containing protein 2B. The record is from RefSeq and is a predicted model, not a curated record. NCBI's taxonomy places the organism in Eukaryota, Metazoa, Chordata, Actinopteri, Syngnathiformes, Syngnathidae. The coding region runs from base 276 to 1427 and encodes 383 amino acids. The transcript has 13 exons.